Messenger RNA from Epinephelus moara (kelp grouper), 5807 nucleotides. Its product is annotated as far upstream element-binding protein 2-like. Lineage: Eukaryota; Metazoa; Chordata; Actinopteri; Perciformes; Serranidae. The record is from RefSeq and is a predicted model, not a curated record. Gene Ontology annotation, cellular component: cytoplasm; nucleus. The transcript has 18 exons. Gene Ontology annotation, molecular function: mRNA binding. Gene Ontology annotation, biological process: regulation of DNA-templated transcription. The coding region runs from base 118 to 2127 and encodes 669 amino acids.
GCCGUCGUGUCUCCGGCGCUUUCCUUGACCCGCUAGUUUCUCUGACUUUCCUUCCCACUCCUGCGCAGCUCCUGGUAUUCUUCUCCCUCCCUUCCCCACGCCUGUCUUCUGGUCAACAUGUCGGAGUACAACGCGGUGCCGCCACCCGGACCCGGAGCCCCUCUCGGCGGGCAGGCAGCUCUCGGCAACGGAGCGGGAGGCAUCAAGAAAGAUGCGUUCGCGGACGCGGUGCAGCGGGCCCGGCAGAUUGCAGCUAAGAUCGGAGGUGACGCUGGACCACCCAUGAACAACAACACUGCAGCAGAUAGCUUUCCAUUCACUGCACAGAAACGACAGCUGGAGGAUGCAGAUGAACCCGAAAGCAAGAAGCUGGCUGCACAGAGUGACUUGGAUUCAGCCAAUGCAUUGUCCAUUGGUGCCCAGCUAGCUGCUCUUGCACAACAAAGACCCACCUCCAACACAGAGGAAUACAGUGUACCAGACAGCAUGGUGGGACUCAUUAUUGGCCGCGGAGGUGAACAGAUCAAUAAGAUUCAACAGGAGUCAGGCUGCAAGGUUCAGAUAGCUCCAGACAGCGGAGGACUUCCAAACAGGAGCGUGUCUCUCACAGGUUCCCAAGACUCCAUAGAGAAUGCCAAAAGGCUGUUGGAUGAGAUAGUGUCACGAGGGAGGGGCACACCCCCUUCUUCCUAUCAUGAGUCCACCAACGGGCAGAACGGCACGGUGCAUGAGAUGAUGAUACCAGCUGGCAAGGCUGGGCUAGUCAUUGGAAAGGGUGGAGAGACCAUCAAACAGCUUCAGGAACGUGCAGGUGUGAAGAUGAUCCUGAUCCAGGACGCCUCUCAGGGACCCAAUGUCGACAAGCCUCUGCGCAUUAUAGGCGAUCCCUACAAAGUCCAGCAAGCCCAGGAGAUGGUACAGGAGAUUCUGAGGGAGAGAGACCAUGGUGGCUUCAGUGAAAGAAAUGACUUCGGUUCCCGAAUGGGGGGAGGCAUGGAUAUCCCCGUACAGAGACACUCAGUCGGUGUGGUUAUCGGGCGAAACGGAGAGAUGAUCAAGAAAAUCCAGAACGAUGCUGGAGUUAGGAUACAGUUCAAACAAGAUGACGGGACUGGUCCAGAUAAGAUCGCCCACAUCAGUGGUCCUCCUGAACGCUGCGAGCAUGCUGCCCAGAUCAUCAAUGACCUGCUGCAGAGCAUCAGGGUCAGGGAGGAAGGACAGGGGGGUCCCCCAGGUCCUCCAGGCAUGCCUGCAGGCAACAGGGGCCGAGGUGGUGGACAAGGCAGCUGGGGGCCCCCUGGAGGGGAAAUGACUUUCUCUAUUCCUGCCCACAAGUGCGGACUUGUGAUUGGCCGGGGAGGGGAGAAUGUCAAGUCCAUCAACCAGCAGACGGGGGCCUUUGUGGAAAUCUCUCGACAGCCACCUCCCAACGGAGACCCCAACUUCAAGCUGUUUAUCAUUCGGGGCUCACCGCAACAAAUCGACCAUGCCAAGCAGCUCAUUGAGGAGAAGAUUGAGGGUCCUCUGUGUCCUGUGGGCCCGGGGCCAGGUGGACCAGGUCCUGCUGGUCCAAUGGGUCCCUACAACCCCAACCCAUACAACCCCGGACCGCCUGGGGCACCUGGACCACCACACGGUGGUCCUCCAGGUCCUCACCAGUACACCCCUCAGGGCUGGAGCAACACCUACCAGCAGUGGCAACCCCAGGCACCCCAUGACCCCAGCAAGGCAGCAGCCAAUGAUCCCAACGCAGCCUGGGCCGCCUACUAUGCUCAGUACUACCAGCAGCCAUCGGGGGCUGUGCCAGCCCAGUACCCUGCUAACCCACCUGGAGGUGCCCAAGCAUCAGGGGACCAGACUCAGCCCACACAGACGCCGGGGGGCCAGCCGGAUUACACCAAGGCCUGGGAGGAGUACUACAAGAAGAUGGCCCAGGCAGGUGGCUCUGUCCCCGGGACAGCACCUGCAGCCCCAGGAGCAGCCGGGGGCGCAUCAUCAACGACAGGGGGUCAGCCGGACUACAGCGCAGCCUGGGCGGAGUACUACAGACAGCAGGCUGCGUACUAUGGACAGACAGGACAGGCUCCCGGCCAGCCAGCCACUCCCCAGCAGGGACAGACGCAGUGAGAGUUCAUGGCAGAAGGUCUCAGGAGAGAAUCCAGGAUGAAGAAGGUGACCCUGAACUUCAGGCCAGGAUUUAGUCAGAUUUUUUUUUUCUUCUUCUUCUUUUUAAUUUCCUGUGAGGUGAAUGAAAGCUGUCCUCACCACCACCUGGAUACUUUUUAAUAAAAAUGUGAACUGAACAAACGUUCUAGUGCUUUGCUGCUGAGGGGAGGGAGAAGACUGAUUAUCCCGCCAUGACAGGUAAACGGCUUCUCGAUGCCUCUACAUAACAUUUAUAUACGCCAUUAUAAACAUGGAAGCCUCGAAACGCUUACUGAAUUGUGGAGGAGUUGCCAAUAAAUCUAUCUCAUCUUCCUUUUAUUAACUUCCUCAGACUUCUAAAUCCCAUUUUUGAAGCUCCUCAUACCCCUGUGUUAUAUUUACUGAACUGCGCAUAGCUAUUAGGACUAUAAUCAUGUUGUGUAUGUGGUACAGGUAAUAAUAAUACAUCAGAGGAAUCCUUUUUAAAGCUCAUUUGAUUUGCUCAGUGUUUCGAUUUUUUCUUUUUUAUAAAUUGUCACAUUUCCCUCAGCCAAGGCUUGCAUGAUGUUUCAACUUGUGUACACUUGGAUUGUUUUUCUUUUUGCUCAUGAAUGUGUUCACUCGCAGCGUUUUGUAAGAGUGAGAGUUUUUCUACAGUGUUGAUUCAUGCAUGUGGGCUGACUAACAACAACUGCUGAGAGCUGCUAGAGGUAGAUGAUACAACACUCAAAAGUAAGGCACCCAAUGAAGAGCAGGGCCGCCCUUCAGCUGCAGAACAGUGUCAGGUUUUGGACUCAGAUAUUCACAAAAGGGUUCAAAGGUCUCUGUUAAAGUGGAAACAGACAACUUUUUCCCCCCAGUGUUUUUAAGUGGUAUUAUUGUUAGCGCUGCGGUCGCAAAGACAACCAGAUCACAGCCUUUUUUUAGAGGGUUUGUUACUUACUGACAGGGUGGAACCAUGCCACAAGUAAGUCUCAAGUAUUUGCAGCCAAGUCCCAAAUUGAGACAGGUAGAUCCCAAGUCCUAACCUUUUUUGAGUCCCUGACAAGUCAUAAUGUGCUCUUCACCAAAUGUAUUGCCAUUUUAACAAGAGAGUUAUUAUAAAUAAAAGGUAUACUAUGCAGGAUUUUCCUUAAACAAAACAAUGUGUAGACUCUUAGGGAGGUAAUCCCUAUCAUCACUUAUGACCUAUUAGAAGUGUGUGGAGGUGUGUUUUUCUGCAGAGACUCUGCCCUCUGCCUGUGUUUUCUUAUUUCAGUAAGGAACACUUAAGUCAAAUAAAACUUUAUUUCCAUUUGCAGUAUUAUAUUUGGUGAUAUGGCUCUGUUCUGGGGCCUCUCCACCCUUCCUUGGGGCCUAUGCAGAAAGCAAGGCAGAGAGAGCAUACCUCUCCGCCCUUCUACGUACCUGCGUGGAAAGCCAUAAGGCGGAGAGAGCACACCUCUCUGCCCUUCCACAUGCAAAUGAGGAAAGCCUAAGGCAGAGAGCAAACCUCCCUGCCCUUCCAUGCGCCUACAUGGAAAGCCUAAGGCAGGGAGAGCAGCAGCAAAGCCCCGUGGGAACAGAACAGAGCAACAUCAAUGACAAGCAGAAAUGACACUGCUAAGUCAGACACAACAUGAAAAGGAGGAGCUGGGGUGGAGACAGGUUGCAAAGCAGCUUGCAGAGGAAGUAGCAACAGUAGCAGGCAGGUGUUUGGGACAUUGAUGAGUGAGUUCCCCCCAGCACUCAUGAAAGGCCAGGGCUUCAUUAGAAGAUCCAGAUUGUAAGCAGCAGGCAUCCAAGAGACAAAGUGCGGAUAAAAUCGUAAAUAUAGUGAGGCUGAGGUUGACUUGUACUUUAGCUGGUGAGCAUGUUUAUAUACAGUAAUUGUCAACCCUGCAUAGUAUAUCUUUACAUUUACAAAAGUCAUGAAAGCUUUUUGAAAUUUGCACUUGUUAAAACAAAUUUGUUGGAAGUUGUGUCUCCAUCUGGGCACGUUUCACAUACUACAGGUUAUUUUUUCUUGACCAGCACGUAGUUUUUGUGCGUACACAGAUUUGUCUUUAUCAUAUUUUCCACCUGGCACUCAGUAAAGUUACAUUUAUUCUUCUGCAACUUGACUCGAUGUUGUCAAACUGAUUCAAACAAAGUGGAUCUGGGGAAUUAAGUGUCGACUCUGUGGUUACAAAUUGCAUUAAUGGUAUGUGACUCAGGAAAUGAAGGGAAAUAAUUGAUUUGUGUUACACUUUUAAAUAACUUGCUUUUAAUCUUUGGGCUCGGGGGAAGGUGUCAAGUAUUUUUAAGGCUAAGGAAUGAAGUCCAUUCGAAGUCAGGAGUCAUUGGAAUUGAAGUCCAAGUUGAGUUGCAUGUCUUUUUUGGAUUUUGUCAAGACUACCGUCAUGUCUAGAGUCCAAGUCACGUGGCUUGAGUCCACCUUGACAUCGGUUCCUCUCAUCCUGCAGCUGUCCAUUGAGUGAAAGCCCGCCAGAGAUUUGCUCAUUUUACCUCGGCUUUUAUCUCUCCUUCUUCGCCUUCUUUGCCUUCUCUGUCAACAGGGCUCUUUUUCUUUUGACACGUAGAGUUUCCACAGUUACUUCAGUUGUCCCACCAUCUUCCGUUUCCACUACAGUGCAUAGUAACUGCAAAGAACUCACUGAUACUCCUUAGUAACUGGAGAAAGCUACUGAGAGCAACCGGGAAAGCAAAAGCUCUAUCCUGUUGUGUUUUGGUUGCACGUUUGACGCACUUUCUUUGUGCCAUAAAUCGAACAUUCACUUUGCUGUGAGAUCGUACUCAGUGACAGACAGAAUUACAGAGUGAAAGCGAGGCGCAUAGGGAACCACUCUUAACGCAGAUGGUGUCAUUAUUCUAAAGCCAUUACAUUGUGCAAUUAAUACUUACUUCACAAUACAGCAAAAAACUUAUCCAUUUCCACUUUAAACAUUUUUUAAGACUUCUCGCAAUUUUGUCACACGCCCAUCUGCCGUUCAACCUCUUUGACUCCUGAAAUGUCCAUUCAGGAAACUGUUUUUUCACCUGAGAGUUUUUGUAUCUGGGCUAGAAACACACUGACUCACUGUGCGGAUGGAAGGCCAAAACAGAAAGAGAAAGGUGCAUUUUCUCUUAAAUUUGGUUGGCUAAGUGUGAACAAUCCUCGUUAUCUCAUAUUGCUCAAAGAGAUUGUCAGACCUUUUAAAACCAACACCUACUGCUAGUGGGCAUUCACCUUGACACAACUGCACAUCUCUCUGUGUCAUGUUGAGAUCAUGUCCCCCUCUGUUGUCCAUACAACCUCUCCUACAAUGGGGACACGUCAUGUGAGGUUCAGCCACCACACAUUUGAACCAUGCUGUGAUUUUGUUUCAUCUCAAGGUUGCACGUGAUUGCUUUUUUCUUUACUUUUUUAUGGAUGCCAACAAGAAUGUGUCGAUCUUUUCUCCUUCCCACAGUCAUUGUGUGUAACAGAUUGAAAAUUUAGUCUUCCAAUGUGUCUCACUUUAUUAUGUACAUAUAAUCAGCAAUAUAAGGCUGUUGGUUUUGACUUCCAGAGAUGUAUCAGGUAUGAAUCUUGUAUUCUGAACGGCAGCUGUGAGCCUGCCUUCGGCAGCAGUGUUGAUAUUGUGAAUAGAUGACCACCAGCAGCAAUACUCUGAAUUAAAAUGGGGCAAAUGUCAAUUACU